UUACAACCCGCCAAUGCAACUUAAAAAAACAAAAACAAAAAACGACGCACAAAACGAUCGGUGAAAUUUCAUCAAUAAACAAAUUUCGAAUUACAAUAUGUCGAGUGAUAUAGAAAAGCUAUUGAAGGGUUCACGACAAGAUAUAAAAAAUGCUGCGGAACAUAUCGAAACACAGUUUAAGGAAUUGAGAAAAGGCAGCAGCAAGGAUGCUGUUUACCGGGCGUUGCGACUGGAGUUGUUAGUGAUGCGGCAGAUAUGUUUAUUACUGCAGGAACAAAAGCAUGCCAAUGCGGAUAUCUAUUGCGAUAUAAUGACUACAAUGCUACCCGUAGAACCGCAGGAGGGACAAGCUCGACUGUGGAAGGCACAUUUGGACAGUGUGCGGUUUAUUCAUCAUCAUUUCGCCCAUCAAAAUCUCAAAGAGAGCCAAAGAUUCUACACGUUGAUAAAUCAAGAAGAGUGUCGGUUGCAAUCGGAAACGGACUACACAAUUUUUUUAGGCAUACAUCUCACUCACUUUGAGUAUCUACAGAAAUCCGCCAAAGUCGCUCCUUCACCUGCAUCAACUAUGGAGGAGAUUCAUUCAUGUGUCCAGAAUGUGGGUCACCUCUUUGAUGUUAUGCUUAAGGAAAAGCAUUUAAACUACAAUAAUCUGAUAGUACAAUUAAAUGAGCUAUUAUUGAUAAAACGUAGCUCCUCCUUUCAUAAAUCUCUAGCCACUUUGCCUCCACCAGUUCUCGAGAAGAUGGUGAAUCCCAUGCUGAAACUGCUCGCUAACCUCCAGCAAUGUCCACCUGAUUUCUCCGAGUAUUUGGGAGCAUUUCUGGCUUUAUUACAAAUUGAUUUACACUCACCCAAACAAUUGGAGCAGCAAUUUGGUUUGCAAUUGUUGCGAAUCUCUCGAGAUCUGUUCAAGACUCAGUCAACGCAAACCUAUGCCAUAGAAUUGCUAUAUUAUUAUGUGAAAUUGUUAUACCUAAAAGAGCCACUGGCAAAUUUUCAUAGCGUCUAUAUCGAUAUUUGUAAGAAAUUUGUAUGCUUCUUGGAUAGGAAGAUCACAGCCGAUCAGGCGAAAGAGCAAUGGUUUAUGGAUUUCAUAAUCACCAUGCAGCGAGUCCAAAUGCAUUUGAAUCAACUUGAUAGCAAGAAACCUAGUUUUCCCACAUUUUGGCAACAUUUCAAAGAGGAUGAGUCUGCGGAUUCAUAUGCUGGGCACUUUUUGCUCCUACAAACUUGCGUUCGCUUGGCUGUUAAUGUCCAGCGGAGUCCCUUGGCCGGUACAUGCAACAGUGAGGGCUGCAAAAGUGUCCGAAGGCAUUGCAUUAUCUCUCUAGUCAAUAGUGCUCUGUGCUCUUGCGCCACUUGGGAGCCAAAAGAGGCAGAUCGUAAAAAUAAGUCCUACCACAAACCUCUGGUGGAAAACUUAAUUUAUGGCAUGGAAAUAGCCAAAGAUAUGAAAUGUAUGGGUCCCGAUAGUCCAGAUCUAAUACGUUUUGUGCGUUUCUUAGCAUUUUUAAUUAGUAAGGUGGCCUGCACUGAACAGUGGUGUCUUAUCCAACCUCUGUUGGAGCCACUGAAGCCUCUGCUCUCCUUAACAGGAGCAGAAUACCUGCAUUAUCUCUUGCGACGUCUGGCCAAGGCGAGUUCAGCUUACUGCCCAAGGCCAGAAUUGGCCAUUUGCUUGCAAGCCACCUACAUAGCCAAUCAAACUAACGCUUUGACCAUGCGUUCACUAAUGUGUUUGCAGUAUCAAUCUGCAAAAUCGGGUCCCAUAGUGGACAAAUGUCUAUAUGAAUGGUACAAAUCGAAUCCCAUUGCCCAUCUCACUCGACUGACCGAAGCUCAACUUGAACAAUUCUAUGAUAUGAAUCUGUCGCUGAUUUUGCUACUAUUCUCAACACCACCCUCAAGCCUGGCACAGUCGUUAAUACGUUGCCGUCGCACUGAUUACCACUGGAUACUUAUUGCCCGUCAUAUGCGCUCGGACAAGGACAUGCUGGUCCAGUGUCAGGAGCUAUGCAACAAAUCCCGUCGUGCCACACUUACUGGCCAAAAGCUAAGCCGCAUGGAGAACUUAUGUGCGGGUCAUGCCAGUGCCCAUUUAUUGCUCGAUGCUUUGGAGGCCCAAAAAAUCAAAGCCUCCAUAAGGGAUAUCAAGGAGAUAGAGCUUGCUGCAUUUUUCAUUAAGAACAAUCUCAUGGAUUUCAAUAUACAACGCGAAAGUCGCUUGGUGGAGCUAUCAGUAAAUGUUAUCGAAUACUUUGGCGCAUUCUUCAGGAGGGCAGAUGCAGAACCAUUGGAAUCAAACGAAACAGCCAUUGACUGGGAGGCAUUGAUCGAUGAUGGGAUUACGGCUGCUGUCUCCCUAUCCAGUAUGGGCUACACGACUCAAGCGGAUAAUGCCUGGUUUUUGCUAUUGGAGAUUGGCAAAUUGCUUGAUGAUCGAUUUACCUAUUUGCGUGCUCUCACUUACUUCUUGUCAUUGAAUCGUCAUAGCCAUGUGUUCCGCCAGCUGCAAAUUGCCGAAGAGUUGGAAAAAUCCCAGGAAAUGCUCGAUGAUUUGUGGCCACAAGUGACCCAACGAUUCUACAAACGCCAUCAUACGAUUGUCAUGCUCUGCCUUUGCCACAUGGCCUAUUAUUAUGCCAAGAUCGAUUGCAAAUGCCAUGCCCAGUUGCUCAUUAUGCUGGUAGAGGAUCUCCGUGAGGAAUUUCCCGAAAGACAAGACAAAAAUGAUAUCGUUUUGAUUACACUACAAACAGUUAAAUUUCGCAUAGUAAAGCAUCAGAAGCAGUGCGAGAUUAUACCCAAAAUGUCGCCAUUGCGUCUUCUGGACACAGUGCAGGACAGCGUAUGCAAGUUCACACAUUUGUCCAGUGUCGAUAUGGGCGCACUGCAUUUGCUUCUCGGUGAUCUGGUCAAAGAGGGUACCGAAUGCACAUCUAAUCGCCUGACCGAACGUUUUUCCUUCUCCAACAUUAUGUUAAACGUGUCCAUUCAAAAUGGUCUGGCCUUUAGGGCUGUUGAGGUGUUAACAUCUUGGCUGUGGACUAAUCUGCAAAUGGAGGAUCUGGAUCGGGCCCAGGUAAAACUUAACCUAAUUGAACACAUAUUGGGCAUUAAGUCGCUAAGUAAAGAUCUUGACCAGCCGGUGGAAAAAGAAAUACAGAAAAGUAAUCUCAAAAAGAUUGCGGAUGAGUAUAUCAAGAGUCAAGCGGGGUCUAUGCCCAAAAAUCACAUAAUACCCAUGAUGCAGCAGGUGGAACCAAUAAGAAAACAAGUCUCAUUGGAAAUUGAGGACACUCCUCAUCAUCAUCAUCUGCUGAAGGAAACUCUGCCACCCUCGAAAUACCAAUUGCAAUGUUAUCUCAGUCGAUCUGAUAAGCUUUUGAUCCAAGAUUCCGAGCAGUUGCAGUAUAUAUACUUUACCAUCGGUUGCCUCCAUGCACGAUUGCUGUUCCUCAAGCGUGAAAAUUACGAGCAACUUGACUAUUUCUAUGAGCAGGCCAGCAUUUGGCUAAAAGAACAGCAAUCAAAGCAACAACAAUCCCUACAUAAUCUGCCGCUCAUGUUGCACAUGCAGAAUAUGAACUAUUUGCGUAAGAGAAAUAAAAUCCAAUUGGCCAUAGCCUAUGGCAAUGAAGCCCUCAAACUGACCUCUGAUCAACCGCAGCAUUAUUUAAUUGAUUUAAACUAUAGUCAUAAUCUGUUCUCCCAGCUAAUGGGAGCCUACUCGGAGUUAAGACCACCAUCACCUUUACCAGUAGCGAAAACAAAAAAGGUAUCGUUGAGACGUGCCUUGACUUUUAACAUUUCCCCAGAGGAGAAAUUGAAAUCCCUGAACACUUUGAACCCAAAAACACCAAAGUUUACCAUCUACUCGGAGCAGAAACAAUCGCUACCAUCUCCAGAGGGCGAGGACGAUCUCGAUACUUGCCAAAUAAUAGAGAUUGCAGACACAAGUGAUGAAGAGAAUGCUGUCCCCUUGAAGCCUACCAAAUCCGCUCCUCUUUCAGCGCGAAAAGGUCGUCUACCAACACGCACUCCAAUUAAACCACAGAGGAUGGAGGACAAAACUCCUGCCAAGACGGAAACCAAGCCAACAAGAAGUCGAAGUGCUAAACCACAAGAGGACAGCAACGAGAAGCUAUCAGCAAGAAACACACGCAGUCGAAGUGCGAAGCCGUCUAUUGAAAUCAGUGAAAAACCACCCAGCACUCGAUCACGUCGAAGGGUGAUGGGAGAACAGGGACAACAACUGGAGCCAAUAAGCUCGAGACGUCGAAAUAGAGAUUUAUAAAUCGCAUUAGUUUAUUCUUAUUUAAUUUGUAGUGUUACUUGUUUUUAUUUUAUAUUCGUCUGUUUUUGGAGAGGCAUAAGAGAACUUUUGCAUAUGUCGCCCAUCCAAUUGCCAAGUUGUACGCGUUGACCAGAACUGUCCAGAUGAUAGUAGAGGCCACUUCCAGAUUUGCAACCCUUCUCAAAUUCACCCACGUAGCGAUUACCAUUUGCUGUAAGAAAUUAAUUAAUCGAAUGGAAAAUGAUAUGUUGUGUUUAGUCUAAGAUAAUUGUUGUGUUUAAAAGAAUUAAUAGAAUUUCUUUAUAUGCCUAUAAAAAAUCACAAUAACCACCAAUAUGAAACGUACGUUUAG
Molecule: messenger RNA, 4652 nt
Organism: Drosophila willistoni
Lineage: Eukaryota; Metazoa; Arthropoda; Insecta; Diptera; Drosophilidae
Product: protein three rows
Exons: 4
Coding region: 98-4300 (1400 amino acids)
Source: RefSeq, a predicted model, not a curated record